Molecule: messenger RNA, 1390 nt
Organism: Aureococcus anophagefferens
Lineage: Eukaryota; Pelagophyceae; Pelagomonadales; Pelagomonadaceae
Exons: 2
Coding region: 73-1383 (436 amino acids)
Molecular function (GO): calcium ion binding
Source: RefSeq, a predicted model, not a curated record
AUCUUCGACAAGUACGACGACGACGGCGGCGGCUCCGUGGACGCGGAGGAGCUCGAGGCCGUCUUCAAGGACAUGGGCAUCGAGGUGCCCGAGCCCGACGAGAUGCAGGACAUGCUCGAGGAGUUCUCCGGCGGCAAGGCCGAGGUCGAGUUCGAGGAGUUCUGCCUCAUCGUCGACGCGCUCGAGCAGGACGACACGGCGAAGAUGAAGCGCAUCUUCGACAAGUACGACGCCGACGGCGGCGGCACCAUGGACGCCGAGGAGCUCGAGCAGAUCUUCGCCGACCUCAAGAUGCCCCUCACGUCGCAGCAGAUCGAGGACGCCGUCGAGGUCCACUCGGAGGGCGAGGGCGAGGUCAACUUCGAGCAGUUCACGGAGAUGGUCAAGGCCCUCAAGGACGUCAAGGUGCGGCGCAUCGCCGUCGACGCCGUGUUGCGCGACUUCCAGCCCGACGACACGAGCCCGUCGACCAAGGUCUUCGCGACGGCGAAGCUCUUCGACACGGGCGAGGAGGUCAACGUCGCGACGCGCGCGCGGCGCAUCUUCGACAAGUACGACGAGGACGGCGGCGGCACCAUCGACUCCGAGGAGCUCGCGGCCAUCUUCGCGGACAUGGGCGUCGACGUCGGCACGGAGGACAUCGAGAACUUGAUCGGCGAGUACGGCGGCCAGGAGGGCGUCGACGAGGACACGGGCAUGAUCACGGAGAUCAACUUCGACGAGUUCGUCAACAUGGUCGCGGCGCUGCCGCCGACCUACGAGGUGCCGUCCAUCGCAAAACGGUGCCGCGACUACGCGGACGAGGUCGCGGAGCAGCUCGGCGACAUGCGCGACGACGACGACCGGUUCCUGCCGCCCGCGCCGGACUGUUUGCUGGUGGACGUCUUCGUGGACAGCGCCAAGAGCCAGCAGCAGCGCGACCGCGAGCUCGCGCGCGCCGGCGUGCCCGUGAGCGGCACGCCGUCGACGAAGCCCUACGUCGUGUCGGUGACGCCAUUAUUGCUCGACGCGCGGCUCCGGAAGUCCACGUUCCCGGCGCCGGACCUCGGGCUCUUCGCCAUCACGGAGACGGAGGCGCUGAAGGGCAUCCGCGUCAAGCCGCCGACGCCCCGGGACAAGCGCGGCAACGUCAUCGAGAAGAAGAAGAAGAAGGCGCCCAAAAUGGUGAUCAACCCGGAGACGGGCGAGGAGGAGGAGGAGGACGACGACGACCCGAGCGAGUACGGCUGGAAGGAGGCCGACGCCGCGGGCGUGAAGGUCUUCCGGCACAAGAUCGACAGGGGCCGCGUCUUCGAGUUCCGAUGCCGCGACGCGCCGCGGAGCGUCCGCGCGCUCCAGGACGCGCUCGAGCCGCGCGACGACGGCGGCGGCCACUUUAUCUAGCACCCCU